AUGGCUGAUGCUGCAGGGAGCUCUCACCAACACGAGCGACCCUGCUCCCACAUCCCAACAUUCUCAGCCCGACAUCCCAUGAUCCCCAAACUGUAUGUGAUGCCAUGGAAACAGGACAUGAAGAACCAGAGGAUCCUGAUGAAGAACGCAGUUCUGGCAGAGAUCCCCGUGGUUCCUCUUGAGGAGUCCUUGUGUUUUUGUGGUCGGGAGCGUCUCUGCCACAGUCAGGACUCCAGCUCCUCAUCAUCCUCCUCCUCUGCUCCUCUCAGUCGGACAGGACUGACAGCUCAUCACUCCUCCCACUUCUCCAGAUACAACAGCUCUGUGGUGACAACCAGGCGGCUUUACCAAACCUGACGACAGAUCACUAAGUGAUAUUGUAAAACACUGUAAAAGUUUCUAAUUAUUCAAGUGGCACAGUUUAUUUAUAAUUUCAUUAUAACAUCAUCAAACAAAUGUAUCUCAAAAGUACCUUGGUAAAAUAACUGUAAACCGGUGACAUCUUGAUGAUGAUAUGGUGCUU
Perca fluviatilis (European perch) is the source of this 523-nucleotide messenger RNA. Its product is annotated as testis-expressed protein 43-like. NCBI's taxonomy places the organism in Eukaryota, Metazoa, Chordata, Actinopteri, Perciformes, Percidae. The transcript is spliced from 4 exons. The coding region runs from base 1 to 357 and encodes 118 amino acids. The record is from RefSeq and is a predicted model, not a curated record.